GAAGAAAAUUAAGGCUAAGACAACAUAAAUAAUAUUUUGAAUAACAUGAUAAUACAAUGGGUACUUGCACUUAAACCACAACGGUAUACACGUACUUUAACGUGGUUUUAAGUGGGAAUAAAAAUAAUUGCAAUAUGUUUAAAAUACUCGUUUUCUUAGGCUUUUUGGCUCUUCUAUUAGCUUUACAUUUCUCAGGUGUUUUUGAUGCGGUCACUGUUAAGACCAACCUUUUUACAACUAGUGAAUUAGCCACUUUUAAUGGAGUUGAGCAGCCGUUUUUAUAUGUGGCCCUAUUAGGUACAGUUUUUAAUGUGACCAAAGGUGCGAAGCACUAUGCAAAAGGUCAACAAUAUCACGUUUUUGUCGGAAAGGACGCUUCGCGAAACUUUGUAACUGGGAAGUUUAAAGAAGAGGAUGCCAGCGACGAUAUUGGGGGUUUGAGCAACAAGGAGCUGAAAUCGUUGAGCGACUGGAUGAAAUUCUAUAACAGAGAGUAUCAACAAAUUGGAAAUCUUAUUGGCCGUUAUUAUGACAAAUUCGGAGAACCUACUGCUUAUUUACAUCAAAUGAAUAAACGCAUGCAGGAAUCACAAGACGAAGAGCAAAGUUUACAGAUUGAUAGGCAAACAUUUCCCCCUUGCAAUAUCGAAUGGGAUGCCGAUAGGGGUACGCGAGUUUGGUGCUCAGACAAAAGUGGGGGAAUUGAAAGGAAGUGGAUAGGAAAGCCAAGGCAGUACUAUACGGUUGGAAGCAAUAUAUUUAGAUGUGCGUGCAUUCAUGAGGAAAAUGAGAAAUUAGGUACUAUUAAGGAAUAUCCUGGUUGUGAUAAAAAUUCUGAAAGCUGCUACAUACAGACUGAUAAAUAAAAUGUAUUUUAUUACA
Messenger RNA from Dendroctonus ponderosae (mountain pine beetle), 882 nucleotides. RefSeq names its product neuferricin. Gene Ontology annotation, cellular component: endomembrane system; membrane. The transcript has 3 exons. NCBI's taxonomy places the organism in Eukaryota, Metazoa, Arthropoda, Insecta, Coleoptera, Curculionidae. The record is from RefSeq and is a predicted model, not a curated record. The coding region runs from base 135 to 866 and encodes 243 amino acids.